Messenger RNA from Spodoptera exigua (beet armyworm), 1257 nucleotides. The record is from the annotation of a GenBank genome assembly. Lineage: Eukaryota; Metazoa; Arthropoda; Insecta; Lepidoptera; Noctuidae.
AUGAUCAACAGAAGCCAAGCAGUGGAUGAAACGUGGCUGGUCAAAGAUAAAAUAACAUGGGAAAAUCAUCCAAUGACAUCUCCCGCCCAGGCUAAGGCGACAGAGAGUGUCAGACUCAUACUGACUAAAAACCCCCCGUUCCUUCUCCUGCUCUGGGCCGAGGUCGCGGUGCCUCAUUGCGCUUACCCCGCAACCCCGGCUGAACAUAAGCCCUAUAGGGCCCCGUCUGUGGUGGUCUAUUGGCUCUUUGAGGCGCGCGCGGAACGCUACGCACCGAUAUACGUUAACGUCCGUAACAGAAGGUCCAGACCUUCAAGAGAAGUCUACCAGAAGAAGUCAGCCACAUUCGUCGCGCAUCUCCGCCGGGAGCUUAAAGUUUCCCAGCACACGAGUCAGAACGAACAACAUUAUUACAGAACAGCCAAGGUUACCGGGGCCUUGGCCUGGAGCAGGAGAAGUAACCGGGUGGUUUUUAAAUGGAGCGGUGCAACGGGUGGUCCUCCCGCAGAAGUAGUGCUGCGGCUACAUCCACCUUCCUCGACUUCUCGUGUCAACGCCUCAUUAGCUGACAUCGAUGGCAGCGGUGUGGUGGUGAGGGCAGAGGAAGCCCUAAUAGUAGCCUUCGUCCUCCUGCUAUGGGUGGCGGCUAUAGCCUUGUUCUUCAAUCGAUGGGGCAAGAUCAGAAUGCUGGAGCCAUAUCAGCCGAAGUUCCAACAGCAGCAUCGACAGAGUUGUGCUUUAGCUGAGAAUUCAGUAUCCGUGCCACCACACCACCGAGCAUCACUGUCACGCGGCUGUGUGUCAUACGACUGCGGGGCAUCAUUCUCAUCUUAUCAACCAUGCGGGUACCUGUCCCAUAGACCGCGGCAGAACUCGGUCUUCGUAAGUAGCAUGGGCAUGGGAGGGAUGGCUCUCAUACCUGAGAGUCCACCGAGACGCUCUCGGUCUGCAGCAGACAUUCCAGCCCUCGUCACUCCAUCAGAAAUGUCUCACCACACGCCGAGGUCUUCGAGAGCAGCCAGCUUACAUAGCGCAGUAGAUAUCAGAGUAGUUCCAUCUCCAAGAACAUCCAGAGCAGCAAGCCAAUCUUGCACCAACAUUGAAUCAAAUACAACAGAUGAAGAUUGUUUCGAAAUUGAUGAGGAUAUAACUGAUAUAUCUCUCUUCUUGGAGCAGUCUACACAAAUCGAGCAAGAAGAGGAAGAAGACAGUGAUGAAGAAGAAACAAGUGACUAUGAAGAAUUUGAUGUUGAAUGA